AUGACGAAGCGAUUCUUAGGCCUCAAUGGCACCAGGCUCCAGAUUGCCAUCGGCGUUCUGGCCGGCAUGGAUUUCCUACUGUUCGGAUACGACCAGGGAGUCACUGGCGGCCUGUUGACGCUGGACUCGUUCCGCAAGUACUUCCCCUCCAUCGACACGACCACCGCGCACACGGCGGGCUGGACCUCCGCCGAAAAGAGUGCUCAGUCCACUCGCCAAGGUAUUACCGUCGCUGCGUACAACUUGGGCUGCUUUGCUGGCUCGAUUCCCACCAUCUGGCUCGGAAACCUGCUCGGUCGCCGCAAAGCCAUCUUCCUCGGUUCCUUCAUCAUGGUCAUCGGCGCGCUGCUCCAGUGUACCUCGUACGAUCUGGCCCAGCUGGUUAUCGGCCGUCUCGUCACUGGUUUCGGGAAUGGUAUCAACACGUCCACUGUCCCUACCUGGCAAUCCGAGUGCUGCAAGUCCCAUCGUCGUGGCCAGAUGGUCAUGAUCGAAGGCGCCAUGAUUACCUGCGGUAUCACCAUCAGUUACUGGAUCGACUUUGGUCUGAUGUUCGCCGAUCCCAACGAAGUCGCCUGGCGUUUCCCGCUCGCCUUCCAGAUCUUCUUCGCCUUCAUUAUCCUGGCCUUUGUCAUGUUCCUGCCCGAGUCUCCUCGCUGGCUCAUCUUGAAGGGCCAUGAGGAUGAGGCUCGGGAGGUUCUGGCCUGCCUAAUGGGCGACGAGACCGACGAGGUCUUCAUCGACACCGAGUUUACGGCAAUCAAGGCCACGGUUCUGGAGAUGGCCAAGGGCUCAUUCCGCGACAUGUUCACCAUGGGCGAGGACCGCCACUUCCACCGCACCAUGCUCGCCUAUGUCAACCAGAUGUUCCAGCAGAUCUCGGGUAUCAACUUGAUUACUUACUACAUUCCCACCCUGCUCGAGGACCAGGUCGGUCUGAGCCCGACCCUAUCGCGUCUGAUCGCCGCCUGCAACGGCACCGAGUACUUCGCCGCCUCGUGGGUGGCUGUGUUCACGGUUGAGAAGUUCGGUCGCCGUACCCUGAUGAUCUUUGGUGCCAUCGGCAUGUCCUUGUCCAUGGUUGUCUUGGCAGUGACCGACAGUAUCUCCGCCGCCAAUCCCCUGACCGAUCUGGGCACUCGUGCUGGUAUUGCGCAAACAGUGUUCCUAUUCGUCUUCAAUACGUUCUUCGCCAUUGGCUGGCUGGGCAUGACCUGGCUGUAUCCCGCUGAGAUUGUGCCCCUGAAAAUUCGUGCCCCGGCCAACGCCCUGUCCACUUCCUCUAACUGGAUCUGGAACUUCAUGGUCGUCAUGAUCACCCCUGUCGCUUUCACCAACAUUAGAUACAAGACCUACAUUAUCUUCGCAGUGAUCAACGCCUUCAUUGUCCCCGUGGUCUACUUCUUCUUCCCAGAGACCACCAUGCGUUCUCUGGAGGAGAUGGACCGCAUCUUCCACAAGACCACCAAUAUGUUCGACUGCGUCUCGCUCGCCCGCACCGAACCGCACAUGUACGGUCCUAACGGUGAAUUACUCCGCACCCUGGACGAUGUCGAGGACGAGGCCGUCCGCCGUGCCAGCGUCCUAAGCAACCCCUCCAAGCGUGCCACCAACAACCACCACGAGCACAUCACCGAGAAGGACAGGUCAGGCAGCUCCAGCGACGAGAAAUAA
Molecule: messenger RNA, 1674 nt
Organism: Penicillium canariense
Lineage: Eukaryota; Fungi; Ascomycota; Eurotiomycetes; Eurotiales; Aspergillaceae
Exons: 2
Coding region: 1-1674 (557 amino acids)
Biological process (GO): transmembrane transport; carbohydrate transport
Cellular component (GO): membrane
Molecular function (GO): carbohydrate:proton symporter activity
Source: RefSeq, a predicted model, not a curated record